This is a messenger RNA of Pelecanus crispus (Dalmatian pelican), 2023 nucleotides long. RefSeq names its product stimulator of interferon response cGAMP interactor 1 (gene STING1). Gene Ontology annotation, biological process: activation of innate immune response; autophagosome assembly; defense response to virus. Gene Ontology annotation, cellular component: endoplasmic reticulum membrane; autophagosome. Gene Ontology annotation, molecular function: cyclic-di-GMP binding; 2',3'-cyclic GMP-AMP binding. The record is from RefSeq and is a predicted model, not a curated record. Lineage: Eukaryota; Metazoa; Chordata; Aves; Pelecaniformes; Pelecanidae.
AGAAACAUACCGGAGAUGGAAAAGUGGACAAAUACCUGUUGAGAACUACAAGGGCAUUGCCAGGGCAUGCAGAGAUGCAGUUAGAAAAGCAAAAGCUCAGCUCGAAUUGAAAUUGGCCAGAGAUGUCAAAAACUACAAGAAAGGGUUCUUCAGGUACAUAAACAACAAGCAGAAACAGAAGGAAAAUAUUGGCCCACUGUUAAACAGAAGAGGUGAAUUAGUCACCAACAAUGCUGAAAAGGCAGAGGUUCUCAACACUUUCUUCACCUCUGUCUUCACCAGUGCUGUUGGUCCCCAGGCCUUGGGAACAAAAAUCCAGGCUGAUGCAAACACAGACCCAUCGUCAGUGAAGGAAGAGUUGGUGUGUGAGCUAUUACAGGAGCUUGACCCCUACAAAUCGAUGGGCCGUGACAAUAUCCACCCGAGGGUGUUAAGAGAGCUGGCUGAUGUCAUUGCGAGGCCAAUCUCCAUAAUCUUUGAGAAAUCGUGGAGAUCAGGGGACAUCCCAGAAGACUGGAAGAAGGCUAAUGUCAACCCCAUCUACAAGAAAGGCUUAAAAGAGGAUCCAGGAAAUUAUAGGCCCAUCAGUCUUACUUCAGUCCCUGGGAAAGUUAUGGAACAAAUCCUCCUAGGGGCUAUCACAAGUCAAAUGAAGCAUGUGAUUGGGAAAAGCCAGCAUGGAUUCACCAAGGGCAAAUCAUGCUUGACAAACCUGAUCUCUUUCUACAACAAAGUAACCUGCUUGGUUGAUGUGGGGCGAGUGCUGGACAUUGUCUAUCUGGAUUUCUCCAAGGCUUUCAAUAUAGUUUCCCACAGCCUCCUCCUAGAGAAACUGAUGCAUUACAGUCUAGACAAGUGGUCUGUGCAGUGGAUGUCUCAGGAAUUGUGGCAGCCGAGCCACCCCACCACCUUGCUCAUCCCCAAGGCCCGGGGAGGGCGAGCGCAGCGGGCCAUGUACCUGCUUCUGGCUCUGUGUGCUGCAGCACUGUACCUCACCGGGGAGCCCCUUGUGCCCACCGCCCGCAUAAUCACCUCCCACAUUGUGGCCCUGCAGAUCGGGGUGCUGCUCAAGGGCACCUGCUACCUGGCAGAGGAGAUCUUCCACCUCCAAUCCAGGCACCAAGGCAGCUUCUGGAGGAUGCUGAGUGCCUGCUUCCCCCUGCGCUGGCAUGGGCCUGUGCUGCUCGCCUGUGGCUUAGCCUAUGUGGCUCUUCUUGAUGGAGAUGGGCAGCCACUCAACUUCCACCUCGGCCUGGCCACCCUCUGCCAGCUCCUCAUCCUCACUCUGGGGCUCCAUAAGCCCUCAGCAGUGGAAGUGUCUGAGAUGUCUGAGAGGUCCAAGCAGAACGUCGCUCAUGGGCUUGCCUGGUCUUACUAUGUUGGGUACCUAAAAAUAGUCCUGCCACGGGUGAAAAAGUCGAUGGAGGAAUUCAGCAGAGCCAACCCCAAUGUGCUGGCAUGCAGGGAGACUUGGAAGCUACACAUCUUGGUCCCUCUGACCUGUGACAUCUAUGAUGACCUGGAGAAAGCUGACAGCAAUAUUCAGUACCUGGCAGAUCUCACUGAAAUCACCCUGACCCGAGCUGGCACUAAAAAAAGGGUCUACAAGCACAGCCUCUACACAAUCACGGAUGAAGACAACAAGGUCUGGCACUGUGCAGUGGAGUAUGCCACACCACUGCAGUCCCUCUAUGCCAUGUCCCAGGAUGAGUGUGCUGCCUUCAGCCGAGAGGACCGCCUGGAACAGGCCAAGCUUUUCUACAGGUCAUUGGAGGAGAUCCUGAAAGGCUCCAAGGAGUGUGCGGGUACCUACCGGCUCAUUCCAUAUGAGGAGUCGGGCGAAGCAGAGACUCACUUCUUAUCCAGAAACGUCCUCUGGCACCUCCAGCAGCAGCGUCACGAGUACACCAUGUACGAGGGGAACCAGCCACACAAUCCAUCCAUGACCCUCAGCUCAACAGAGCUCAAUCUCCAGAUAAGUGAGUCAGACCUGCCACAGCCUCUGCGAAGUGACUGCUUCUAA